This is a messenger RNA of Olea europaea var. sylvestris, 1493 nucleotides long. RefSeq names its product oligouridylate-binding protein 1-like. The record is from RefSeq and is a predicted model, not a curated record. Gene Ontology annotation, cellular component: cytosol. NCBI's taxonomy places the organism in Eukaryota, Viridiplantae, Streptophyta, Magnoliopsida, Lamiales, Oleaceae. The transcript is spliced from 11 exons. Gene Ontology annotation, molecular function: mRNA binding. Bases 17 to 1123 code for a protein of 368 amino acids.
GCUUGAAUUCUUAUGAAUGGUAUUUGAUUUGCAGAUAGAACCUAUCUUGAGUGGAAAUUUGCCGCCCGGAUUUGAUUCAAGUAGUUGCCGUAGUGUAUAUGUUGGAAACAUCCAUCCACAAGUCACGGAACCUCUUCUUCAAGAGGUUUUCUCUAGUACUGGUGCCCUUGAAGGUUGCAAACUCAUCCGUAAAGAGAAGUCAUCCUAUGGUUUUGUGGAUUACUUCGAUCGUCGAUCAGCUGCUCUCGCUAUUGUAACUUUGAAUGGAAGGCAUUUGUUUGGACAGCCUAUAAAAGUUAACUGGGCAUAUACCAGUGCUCAGAGAGAGGAUACCUCAAAUCACUUUAACACUUUUGUCGGUGAUCUUAGUCCGGAGGUUACUGAUGCCACUUUGUAUGCAUGCUUCUCUGUCUAUCCUAGUUGCUCAGAUGCUCGGGUCAUGUGGGAUCAGAAGACUGGCCGUUCAAGGGGGUUUGGAUUUGUCUCUUUUCGUAAUCAGCAGGAUGCUCAAAGUGCAAUAAAUGACUUGAAUGGGAAAUGGCUUGGAAGCAGACAAAUUCGUUGCAAUUGGGCAACAAAAGGUGCCAUUUCUGGUGAUGACCAGAAUAGUUCUGACUCAAAAAACAUUCUGGAACUAACAAAUGGAACAUCAGAAGAUGGUCAAGAAAAGAGGAAUGAGGAUGCACCAGAAAAUAAUCUCCAGUAUACCACUGUCUAUGUUGGCAAUCUUGCUGCUGAAGUUACAUCACUUGAUCUCCACCGUCAUUUCCAUGCACUUGGGGUAGGAGUCAUUGAAGAUGUCCGUAUUCAACGAGACAAAGGUUUUGGCUUUGUGAGAUACAGCACACAUGCUGAAGCAGCUCGUGCCAUCCAGAUGGGAAAUGCCAGAAUUCUUUUCGGCAAAGCAAUCAAGGUACACUUACUUUCUAAUUUGAAGCUAGACUAUCAAGGCUUCUCUGCCACUGAUCUUAUUGCCUAUGAACAGCAGCUUGCUUUGAGUAAAAUGGGUGGUGCACAGGCUCUUAUGCUUCCACAGAGUCGGCGAAUUGGUGCAGAUACUCAGGCAGUAUAUGGCGGUGGAUAUCCAAGCAUUGCCACAACCCAGCCACCCAUGUAUUACUAGAUGUACCAGAUAGAAAAGUCCCGUUACUGCAGGAACUGAAGUUUUAAUGUUACAGGUUGCUUUUUGUUUUUCACUAUUGUAAUUGCAUCUUAUACUUGAAUGAGAAUGUAGCUUGUAUUUUAGUUAUUACAUUGGGGAGUGAUAAUGCGACUAAAUCUCCCUGUUCCUGUGCAAGAAGAACGAGCACUCUCUCUCCCCACCGGCUCUCAAGUGCAACCUUCGAAUAUUUCAUCUUCUAGUAUGGAAGUUUAUUGUAUUUGUUUUGAGCUCGUAAUUCCUUGUGAGAAAUUUGGCACACUAAUUUGGUAGCUUUCUGUCUAAAAUUUUAUCUUGUCAGAGACUUCAAGCUUAAAAUUUAUCAUUCGUGGUA